AUGGCAUCUAAUGAAUGGUGUGAUGAAAAAAUUCAAGAAAAUCCAAGUUUUGCAAAAUUUCGUGAAAAGGGAAUCGGUAAAGAGCUUUAUGAGAAAUACGAAAUUAUAUUUUUGAGUACCGUGGCUACCGGAGAUUAUGCAUAUGCUCCAUCUUCUGGAAUUUUACCUAGUGAUAUUGAAGAACUGUCACAUGAUGAUGUGCUUUCUACUCAACAGAGUGGUUAUCUAGAAAAUAAUUUUAAUGAACAUUUAAAUGAGAUGAGUGGUGGAGGAUUAGGCAAGGAACAAUCGUUUACUGAGCUCCUUUUUGGAACAACAAACUUAGAAAAUGUUGGAAGUAAUACUAGUCAAGGAAGUGGUAAAAAGCAAAAGAGAACAGAUUCUCCAGCUGAUGGGCGAAUGAAUAAGAAAGGGGGUAAAGAAAAAAAAUUAUCGGGUACUGAGCAAGUGACCAAUAUUGUUAGAGAAUUGAAUGAAGGUAUGCAGGAAAGUAUGAAAAAUAAGACUACUGCAUUAUGUAGAGUUUUAGGGGAUCGCCCAGGUUGUUCCAUUGAAGAGGUUAUGAAAGAUGUUCUUUCUUUACCACAAAUGCAAGAGGCAAGUGAUAUUUAUUUUUUUAGUACUUUAUUGUUGGAUCAAAAAUCAAAAAGAGAGAUGUACUGUACUUUGAAAGAUACUGGGACAAAGUAG
Messenger RNA from Mercurialis annua (annual mercury), 690 nucleotides. RefSeq lists its product as uncharacterized. The transcript has 2 exons. The record is from RefSeq and is a predicted model, not a curated record. NCBI's taxonomy places the organism in Eukaryota, Viridiplantae, Streptophyta, Magnoliopsida, Malpighiales, Euphorbiaceae. The coding region runs from base 1 to 690 and encodes 229 amino acids.